Catharus ustulatus (Swainson's thrush) is the source of this 5660-nucleotide messenger RNA. It is a transcript of the gene TMEM132B, whose product is annotated as transmembrane protein 132B. The coding region runs from base 92 to 3355 and encodes 1087 amino acids. The record is from RefSeq and is a predicted model, not a curated record. The transcript has 9 exons. NCBI's taxonomy places the organism in Eukaryota, Metazoa, Chordata, Aves, Passeriformes, Turdidae.
CGGGGAGCGGGGGGAGUGGUUACGGGCUCCGGCGCGACACCCCCGGCCCCCCCGCCCCGCUCAGCCGCCCCUCUCCAAAUAAAUCAGCACCAUGACUACUUCUGGGCAUGGAACAAAGAGGAUGCUCUCCCGGGGCCCCGCGCUGCUCCUGGCGCCGCUGCUGCUCCUGUGCCGAGUGGUGGAGAGCCGAGGAGGGAUCAUGGACAGCAUCCAGAGAUUCUCCAACCUGCCAACCUAUCUCCCUGCCAGCCCUCACAUCUCCAACGCUGAUGUUUUCUUCUUCCUCAAAGAAGCCAACCAGGAUAUCAUGAGGAACUCCAGUUUGCAGUCUAGGGUGGAUUCAUUCUUUAUAUACAAAGCCAACCAGCCACCUGUCCUCAAUGCCACCUACGGACCCUUUUCUGUUGAACAGCCCAUUCCCUUGGACCUCAUGCUGACUUCUGCUUCUUUUGGUUUCACAAACAAAUUCACUUUUAAUUGGAAAUUAAAAUCCCACAUAAUCAACAGCUCCAUCUAUUCCAACAAACCUAAAAUCCAGACCUUGUUCUACAUAGCAGGGAAGGACUGGGAUGACUACGACUCGGAGGAGAUGCUGCCUUGUGUGAAGAUGUUUGCUUUCCUGGAGUCCAGAGAAGUGGUGGCCAGCUGCAGGUUGACAGGCCACCUAGGAUUAUGUGUUGUGGAGUUGGAAUUGUCUCCCAGCUGGUUCAGCUCCCCUCCACCCCUGGUUUCAGAGGAAUCAACCUCCCUGGAAGGGAUUACUGUGGAGCUCUUCUAUAAGAUUUAUACAGUGGAUGGGGAAUGUUCUCCAGAGGAUGCAAAAUGGGAAAACAAUAUCCAUGCAGGGGAAGAGAAUGAACACCAAGCUUUGUCAGCUAUGGAGAGGAUUGGUAGCAUCGUUGUUUACCCAAAUCAAGACAAAUUAAAGCAGUCUUCACUGAGGGUGGAUGAAAAUCUCAUUAUUCACUUACCCCUCAGCCCGGUCAGAGAGGGUGACAUUGUGACCUUCCAUGUUUUCCUGGCUGAUUACUCGCUAGCAGACCAGUUUGUAUUAAGGAUCAGGACGGGCCCAGGAGUGAAGAUCUCGGACAUCAGGGUGAGCGAUGCUGACCAGUGGGGGGUGCAGGAGGAGACAGACAGCGCCAGGAGCACGGCCACGCUCACCUGUGUGCACAACGACCCCGGCGCCCAGGACAGAGCAAACAUGACCUCCUACGAGAUCCUGCAGAUGGAUUUUGAGAUUGCCAACGGCAGCAGCCUGGCAGGGGCCCAGCAGAUCACCUGGCAGGUGGAAUAUCCCCGGGACGACUCCGUCAGCGAGCUCGUGGUGUCCGAGAUCUUCGUCAGCAGGACCAUGUUCGUGGGGAUUGUCCCCCUGGCCAUGGACACUGAGAUCCUCAACACUGCCAUCCUCACGGGCAGGAUGGUGUCUGUGCCAGUCAAGGUGGUGGCUGUGCAGGAGGACGGCUCCGUGGUCGACGUCUCGGACGCCGCCGAGUGCAGAUCCGCCGACGAGGACGUGCUCAAGGUUUCUGACAGCUGUGACUCCAUCUUCGUUAAUGGCAAGGAAAUGAAGAGCAAAGUGGAUACGAUUGUGAACUUCACUUAUCAGCAUUUCACCACCCAGCUGGAGGUGACAGUCUGGGUCCCCAGGCUCCCUCUGCAGAUCGAGAUCUCUGACACAGAGCUCAGCCAGAUCAAAGGCUGGAGGAUCCCUGUCACCUCCAACAAAAGGCCCACCCGUGACAGCGAGGAUGAAGAGGAUGAUGAGAAGAAGGGCAAAGGCUGCACCCUGCAGUACCAGCACGCCCUGGUCAGGGUCCUCACCCAGUUUGUGGCCGAAUCCUCGGAGCUUGGAGGCCACCUGAGCUACCUGCUGGGCUCAGAGUGGCACUUUGACAUCACCCAGCUGGUGGCUGACUUCAUGAAGGUGGAGGAGCCCAAGGUGGCCAAGCUGCAGGAGGGCAGAGUGCUGGCUGGGCGGGAGCAAGGCAUCACCACGGUGCAGGUUCUGUCCCCUCUCUCAGACUCCAUCCUGGCAGAGAAGACAGUGAUAGUUCUGGAUGACAGGGUGACCAUCACAGAGCUGGGGGUGCAGCUGGUGUCGGGCUUGUCCGUAUCCCUGCAGAGCAGCAAAGGCAAUAAAAGAGCCAUCGUGGCCACCACCUCUGCCCACGACAUCCUGAGGACCCCCAAACAGGAGGCCGUGGUGAGUGCUUGGGUUCUGUUCAGCGACGGGUCGGUGACGCCCUUGGACAUCUACGACUCCAAGGACUUCUCCAUCUCCAUCACCUCCCUGGAUGAGAUGGUGGUGUCCUCACACCACAGCCUGCAGUCCCUCUGGCCCGUGGUGGUGGCAGAAGGGGACGGGCAGGGGCCCCUGAUCAAAAUUGAGAUGGUCAUCAGCGAGCCCUGCCAGAAGACCAAGCGCAAGAGCGUCCUGGCUGUGGGCAAGGGAAACGUCAAAGUCAAGUUUGGUCAGAAAGACCUGGACCAAAAAGGGAGCACCAACGACAUUGAGGACGUGGAGAAGGAUUUUAAAAGCCAUGCCAGCAAUGCUAUAGAGAAAGCUGCAGAGCAAGACAGGACAGCACAAGACUGGUCCAAAAACCUCGAGGACGUGGCGGGUCCUGAGGACAAUGCGAACAAAAGCACAACUUUCACGUCUCCCAUCGAUCAGGAGUCCCUGGAGGAUGGCCAGCUUCAAAAUAACCCAACUGCCUUCACAGGUUUCCCUACCCAAGUAGAAAUCCCAGGAGAGAACAGUCCCAGUGACCUCUCAUUGACUUCCAGAGGAUUGACAGACCUGGAGAUCGGCAUGUAUGCGCUGCUCUGCGUUUUCUGCUUGGCAAUCUUGGUCUUUUUGAUUAACUGCGUGGCAUUUGCUUGGAAGUACAGGCACAAAAGGUUUGCUGUGAGUGAGCAAGGCAACAUCCCCCAUUCCCAUGACUGGGUCUGGCUUGGAAAUGAGGUGGAGCUCCUGGAAAACCCAGUGGACAUUUCGCUCCCGUCGGAGGAGUGCACUACCAUGAUUGACAGAGGGAUGCAGUUUGAAGAAAGCAACUUUCUCCUUAAUGGGAGUUCUCAGAAGACUCUUCAUAAUCAUAUCCUCAGAUCUUCUGAGUACCUUUGUGAAAAAGAAGUUAAAAGUGAACCUAUAAAUCCUUCUGGGCCAAAGCAGAAGCGAGUAAAGUUCACUUCAUACACAACAAUACUGCCAGAGGAUGGAGGCCCCUACACCAACUCAAUUCUAUUUGACAGUGAUGAUAAUAUUAAAUGGGUAUGCCAAGAUAUGAAUCUUGGUGAUUCCAAGGAACUUAGGGACUAUAUGGAAAGACUGCAAGACAAUAUGUAAAACUACUUUCUUAUGUUUGUAAUCACCUUUAUGCCUUCUGUUUAUGGAUGGUGGAGCAGUCAGUCCAGUCAGCAAUAGGAACAAGACAGCCCAAGCCUGGAGGUACUGAGAUGAUGACCUGAUGUCACAGAGCAGGUCCAAGAGGCUGGCUGAGUUAAUCCUGUUUCACCACAAACCAGGAUGUGCCCCUAAACCAGCUCCCUGUAGGUGUUGGAGGUGCCACACACCAUGGCUGUUGUUGUACACUGCCUGGUUCUAGCAAAACGCUAAUCCAGCUGCGCUCAGACUCAGAGGAGACUCCGUUUGUCUGUCAUCUCUCAUGAGAAAUGGUAAAUCAGAAAAGAAAGGGAUGUUUGUUGGCAUUGAUUUUUUCUAGUCGUCGUCCUUUGUAAAGCACAGUGGACAUUUCUUGCUCGCAGCCUGGGAGGCUCACGGAGAAAGGGAUUGGAAUGAAUCUCACUUAUUGCCUAUGUGCAAUGCAGCCAAGUAUCUUCUUAUUUUUUACAGAUAUAAAAAAACCCCAUGUGGGUAAUUUCUUCUUAUAUUGUUUGUGAUUUUUAUUUGGCUUAGGGAACAUUAGAUAUUUUCUUUGAAGGGGGUUGGGUUUUUUUUGUUGUUGUUUUUUGGGUUUUUUUCUUUUUUUUUGGUUGUACCAAAGUGCAGUACAGUAAUAUUUAUAAUGAUUUGAGUUUUUUAUUCAUCUGCUUCAGCCCCCAGAGAUAUCUCCUUCAUCACUGAUUAUCUUCCUCCUUUCCAUAUGGGUCGUUAGUGUUUGAAACAGAGAAAGGAAUUAGAACUCUUACUGGGAAAGGCUUGUGUCUUCUUACAGGGAACUGUAAAUAUAAUAAUAAACCCUGGAAAAUAAAAAUCAAGGAGUAGCCCUGGGUUCACUUUUGUCAUUGCUAAUAUGAAAAAAUAACCUGUAAAAAAAAAAAAACAAACCCAGCAUAUACUUCAGAAGGGAAAUACUUUGCUGAAACAGCAGCUUGGCUGACAAUACAUGUUAUUAUCUGAGUGAGAAAGUCAAAUGUGGUACUAGAAUGUAUAAAAUAGGAAGGAAAUUUCCCAGCAAAUAAGCAAGGCUUGGAAUCUCUGUUACUGUGGACUAAUGAAUCCAUAGGUGGCAGAGUUCAGCAGGCCAGAGAAGUUCAUGCUCAACAGCCCCAGACCUUGUGUAAAACAUCCCUGGCCAUUAAAGAGAAAAACUUUACACCAUGUUUCAUUAAAAAGGAAAGGAAAGGCACAUUGGGACUGCAGUCACACGAGGGACCAUCCAGUUUUAUCAAGGAAAACAUGCUGGAAGUUCAAAGCUGCCAUUUCAUAUGCACCACAUGUAUUUUUGUACUGAAGGAUGACUGACAUAAGCUGAAAAUUGCAGUUAGGAAAAACCUGAAUCUACAGAAUACUAAAGCCCCCAGUAAAGCCUGUGUUCUUGUGAUGGAUCCUGUGCAAUAACCACAAGAGCCAAAUUCCAGCUGCCUUACCUACUGGAGUUCCCACCAGAUCAAAGCAAGAUUUGAAUUUAUAGUUCAGUGGUGGUAUUAGAACAAACCAGAACAUUGUGGGAAAUUCUUAUUUGGGUCCACAACUGGGAACAUAUUUAAUGUAACUGCUGCAAAAUACAGGAAUUUCAAUAUUGGGACUGAAAGUGAGGCUUAUAUAAGUGAUUAGAGAUUUCCUUCUGCUGGCACUGAGCUGCACAGGGAGGGGAUGGCAUCUGGUAGGAUCUAAUUUGGAGGAGAGAAAAUAAUAGAGCACAGAUAUGUUUCUGUUUCAUAAGGGAUGCAGCAUCAGAUGAAGUCUUGGGUUGUUUAACAAAUGUUCUCUCCCUUUCAAUGAGCCAGGAAAUAAGGAAAGAUGAAUUCUUUAUCACUAACAACAUAAAAAUCACUUUUUAGAAUUUAGCUUCUCUUCCCCAUGCAUUAUUUUGUAUUUGGCCCAACCAGAGAGCAGAACAAAAAACCCCUAUUUACUAUUGUUUGCACAAUAUAAUACAAACUGACCCCAAACUGAUUUAGUCCUGAAAUCAGAGGAACCAAGCUGCUGCUGGCAGGGGCAGGGGGCAGAGAGCCCAACCAGUCCUGAGUGCAAAGCCCUCAUUCCCUGGGGAAACCUUUCCUUCCAUCCUGCCAAGGCUCUAAUUCCUCAUGGAAACCUUUCCUCUAAUUCCCUCUGAGGCUCCAUUUCCUCAUGGAAACCUUUCCUUCCAUUCCCAAGUGAAAUGACAAUUGCUGCCCAUCAGGAGGGAGCACAGCUGCUCCUGGGAACCAGUUAAACAAUGGAACUGGGGACAGCUGUCCCCAAA